Messenger RNA from Spodoptera littoralis (African cotton leafworm), 1623 nucleotides. The record is from the annotation of a GenBank genome assembly. Lineage: Eukaryota; Metazoa; Arthropoda; Insecta; Lepidoptera; Noctuidae.
AUGUACGCAGCGGGAAUGACAAUAAUGGCAGUUUCUGUUGGCGAAAUUUGCGAGAACACGAAGUUGGCGAGGGAGAUGGCACUGAUGGGGAACUAUGAGUCGGCGCUGGUGUACUACGAAGGCACCGUGCAGAUGAUCCAUAGACUGCUCAUCACCAUCGCGGACCCUACACGCAAGUCCAAGUGGCAACUGGUUCAAAAGCAGAUGGCACGCGAGUAUGAGCAGUUGAAAGCAACGGUGGCUACCUUGCAGAUGUUCCAGCACGAAGGCGAGAAAGCUAUCACACCACUUGCGGGCAACUACGAAGACCUACCAACACGUGACCAGAUGUGGGCCCCAGCGCCACACGAGCUCGACCCCGAUAUAUGGCCCCCACCGCCUGACAGAGACCCCAACGCGUGGCCCCCACCCACCAGCGUAGAACACAAAGGGCCUCCCGCAAUGAAAUCAGCACGAGCUAACCCCAGGACGGCUCGCAACGACAAUAAAAAGACUACACCUGCCAAUCGCAAUGCAACCUCUUCACAACGAAAAACCUCCGAUGUUAGGAAUCCUAAAAAUGCAACAAAUAAAGCACAUAGCGCAAAAACAAAGGAUACAAGCAAUAAAGAACACAGCAAUAAGGACAAGCAAGACAGGGACAAUAACAACGGUGAUACUGAUGAUGAGAAACAUAAGGACGAGGAGAGGAGGUUCGAGCCACCGUCAGCCGCUGAUGGAGACCUGGUUGAUAUGCUCGAGCGAGAUAUAGUACAAAAGAACCCCAACAUCCGAUGGGACGAUAUCGCUGACCUGGCAGAAGCCAAGCGACUGCUGGAGGAAGCCGUAGUCUUGCCCAUGUGGAUGCCCGACUUCUUUAAGGGCAUCAGACGGCCGUGGAAGGGCGUCCUGAUGGUGGGUCCCCCGGGCACGGGUAAGACGAUGCUGGCGAAGGCAGUGGCCACGGAGUGCGGCACCACCUUCUUCAACGUAUCCUCGUCUACGCUCACCUCCAAGUACCGCGGGGAGUCCGAGAAACUAGUCAGAUUGUUAUUUGAAAUGGCCCGGUUCUACGCGCCGAGCACAAUCUUCAUAGACGAGAUAGACUCGUUGUGCUCACGGCGCGGCUCGGACAGUGAGCACGAGGCAUCGCGCCGCGUCAAGUCCGAGCUGCUCGUGCAGAUGGACGGACUCGGGUCUGCUACGGAUGAACCUGCUAAAGUAGUAAUGGUGUUAGCAGCGACAAACUUUCCGUGGGACAUAGACGAGGCGUUGCGGCGGCGGCUGGAGAAACGUAUCUACAUCCCACUGCCGACGCAGGAGGGCCGCGAGGCACUCCUCGGCAUCAACCUCCGGGAGGUUAAACUAGACCCUGAGGUAGACCUCCGAGCUAUCGCCAAGAAACUCGAUGGCUACUCCGGUGCUGAUAUCACUAAUGUCUGCCGGGACGCAUCAAUGAUGUCGAUGCGACGCAAAAUAGCUGGCCUAAAACCCGAGCAGAUCAAACAACUUGCCAAGGAAGAACUCGACUUGCCGGUCACGAAGCAGGACUUCAUGGAAGCGCUAGCCAAGUGCAACAAGUCCGUGUCCAAGGGAGACAUUCAGAAGUACCUCUCCUGGAUGGCAGAGUUCGGCUCCUCCUGA